Molecule: messenger RNA, 1185 nt
Organism: Fraxinus pennsylvanica
Lineage: Eukaryota; Viridiplantae; Streptophyta; Magnoliopsida; Lamiales; Oleaceae
Source: the annotation of a GenBank genome assembly
AUGGCUUCUCCUUCUCGGAGUGUUUUCCCUUUCAUUUUUAUGCUACUCCUUGUUGGGUGCUCUGCAAGACCUCUUUACCCACUCCCUAGUAGGAGACACAAUGGAAAUCGACAGCCCCUGCAAACAUUUCGUCCAUAUAACAUUGCACAUCGAGGAUCAAAUGGAGAAAUUCCAGAAGAAACUACCGCUGCGUACAAGAGAGCCAUUGAAGAAGGAACUGAUUUCAUAGAAACAGACAUUUUGGCCUCCAAAGACGGUGUUCUUAUAUCCUUCCAUGAUGUAUGUCUUGAUGAUACAACUGAUAUAGCUGAACACCUGGAGUUCGUCAACCGUAAGCGGACCUAUGAAGUUCAAGGGCUCAAUCUUACUGGCUACUUCGUAGUUGAUUUCACACUAAAAGAGCUAAAGUCAUUGCGAGUGAAGCAGAGAUAUCAUUUCCGGGAUCAGCAGUAUAAUGGAAAAUUUUCUAUUAUUACAUUUGAAGAGUUCAUUUCAAUUGCAUUGGAUGCCAACCGAGUUGUUGGAAUAUAUCCCGAGAUGAAAAAUCCAGUAUUUAUCAAUCAAAGAGUAAAAUGGCCGGGCGGUAAGAAAUUUGAGGACAAGUUUGUGGAAACUCUCAAGAAGUAUGGAUACAGAGGUUCUUAUAUGUCAAAAGAAUGGUUGAAACAACCAGCUUUUAUUCAGUCAUUUGCUCCUACUUCUCUUAUCCACAUUUCGAACCAGUCCGAUCUGCCGAAAAUUCUUCUAAUUGAUGAUAUUACUAUGCCGACUCAGGACACGAAUCAGUCGUAUUGGGAGAUCACUUCAGACAAAUAUCUUGAUUUUAUCGAAGAAUAUAUCGUGGGGAUUGGACCGUGGAAGGAUACUUUGGUUACUGCAUCACACAAUUAUCUGCAAAAACCUACUGAUCUUGUUUCCAGAGCACAUGCCCGUAAUCUUCAGGUGCAUCCAUACACUUUCCGCAACGAGAACCAGUACUUACACUUCAACUUCAGUCAAGAUCCAUACAAGGAAUUCGAUUACUGGAUAAAUGAGAUUGGGGUCGAUGGACUGUUUACAGACUUCACAGGCAGCCUCCACCAAUUUCAAGAAUGGACUUCUCCAUCAUCAACUGGAGAGGAAGAUGCAAAUAAGCUGCUAGAUAAGAUUGUCUUUAUGAUAUCAAAGUUCAAAAGAAAAUUGUAA